AUGGAAGAAAUCGGGAUUAUAUUACCAGAGAAGGAUGACCAAGUCACCGACACCAAAGGUGCAUUCCCUGGACCACAAUCGUUCGAUGAGUUGGAGUCUGAAGAUUUAUAUACAAAAUACAAGAAACUCCAACGUAUGCUAGAGUUUCUCGAAGUGCAAGAAGAAUACAUUAAGGAUGAACAGAGAAAUCUCAAAAAGGAGUACCUACAUGCCCAGGAAGAAGUUAAGAGGAUACAAUCAGUGCCUCUUGUCAUUGGUCAAUUUCUUGAAGCGGUUGAUCAAAACACUGGAAUAGUGGGCAGCACCACAGGCUCAAACUACUAUGUCCGCAUCCUGUCUACCAUAGACCGGGAGUUAUUGAAGCCAUCUGCAUCAGUAGCUCUGCAUAAACACUCCAAUGCCCUUGUUGACGUCCUGCCUCCAGAAGCUGAUAGCUCCAUUUCAAUGUUACAAGCUGAUGAGAAACCAGACGUCCAAUAUUCUGAUAUUGGUGGAAUGGACACACAAAAGCAAGAAAUUCGAGAGGCAGUUGAGUUGCCAUUGACUCAUGUUGAGCUGUACAGACAAAUCGGUAUUGAGCCUCCCCGAGGUGUGUUGAUGUAUGGGCCCCCUGGGUGUGGAAAAACCAUGUUGGCUAAGGCUGUUGCUCAUCAUACAACAGCUGCUUUUAUCCGCGUGGUGGGAUCCGAGUUUGUACAGAAAUACCUUGGGGAAGGUCCCCGCAUGGUGCGAGACGUCUUCCGUCUUGCCAAAGAGAACAGUCCCGCUAUCAUAUUCAUUGAUGAGAUAGAUGCUAUUGCUACUAAGAGAUUUGAUGCACAAACCGGCGCUGAUAGGGAAGUACAGAGAAUCCUGUUAGAGUUACUGAAUCAGAUGGAUGGAUUUGAUCAGACUACUAAUGUCAAAGUUAUUAUGGCUACAAACCGUGCUGAUACACUUGAUCCUGCUUUGUUAAGACCCGGACGUCUUGACAGGAAAAUUGAGUUCCCACUCCCAGACAGACGUCAAAAGCGUUUGAUCUUCUCAACGAUCACAGCUAAAAUGAAUCUCUCUGAAGAGGUUGACUUGGAGGAGUUCGUAGCUCGGCCCGAUCGCGUUUCUGGAGCUGACAUCAACGCUAUUUGCCAGGAGGCAGGAAUGCAUGCCGUCAGGGAAAACAGAUACAUUGUUCUGCCAAAAGAUUUCGAAAAAGGCUACAAGAACAACAUCAAAAAGGAUGAGAGCGAAUAUGAGUUCUACAAAUAG
Leptosia nina is the source of this 1245-nucleotide messenger RNA. The record is from the annotation of a GenBank genome assembly. Lineage: Eukaryota; Metazoa; Arthropoda; Insecta; Lepidoptera; Pieridae.